AUGUCGAGAAGUUACGUUUUUUGGCCGAAGUUGGACAUCGCCAUUGAAGAGACCGUCAAGAGUUGUCGGCAGUGUGUGAAUAUUAAGUCAUCUCCGCCAGCAGCGCCUCUUACCCCGUGGAUUUGGCCAGCCAAGGCUGCCAAGCAAUGGCAACGAAUACACGUUGACUUUGCAGCUUAUGAAGGGAAUCAUUAUUUGGUUGUGGUCGACGCACAUUUGAAGUGGCCAGAAGUGAUCGGACCCAUGAAGUCAACAACGGCUGGGUCUGCAAUCAAUGCGUUACGCGGCAUUUUUGAUCGUUAUAGUUUGCCUGAGCAGGUCGUGAGCGACAAUGGGCCUCCUUUUCAAUCUGUUAAAUACGACGAUUUCCUGAAACAAAAUGGAAUACAACGAGUGUUGGUGUCUCCAUACCAUCCAGCAUCUAAUGGUCAGGCCGAGAGGUUCGUACAGACGUUUAAGAACUACUUAAAGAUGUCCAGCGCUCAGUCUUGUUUACUCCAGCGAAUCCAAAAUUUCCUACUGAGUUACCGAGGGACGCCGCAUAGCACUACCGAUUGCUCAUCUGUCAAGCUUUUCCUCCAACGAGAAUUGAGAACUAGACUGUCUUUAGUAAAACCUGAUACCGCUAGUGUAGUUUCAUCCAGCCAGUCAGUCACGGAUGAAUAUUUAUCAUGAUCAACAUGCAAGGUUUAGGGAAUUUCACUCUGGUCAGCCAAUCCUCGCUCGGAAUUACAGGUCAAAUGGUAAAUGGCAACUUGCAACUGUUCUAGAAAGAAAGGAACCUCACUCAUAUCUUGUAGCAUCACCAGACGAAAGACUUUAAAAUCGCCAUGUCGAUCAGCUUUUGCAGGAUAGUCCACCAUCUCCACCUUUGCUUAGUAAGAGAUCCGAACCUAUACCUGGUAACCUUGGUUCUUCGACAGACACACAAGUUUUCCCCACUUCAUCUACUUGUACUUCUUCGACGGAGUCCACUCCGACAGCUGCAGUGGUUCCUCAGCCCGAAAGCAUGGACCGCAACAUAGGGCCAUCCGAAUUGGCACAAGGCACCCUUGGUAAUCCUAGUAUUGUCACAUCUCCCACCAUUAAACUAAGAAGAUCAAGUAGAACGAUCAAACCGCCGAAAAGGCUUAUCGAACAAAUUUAG
Paramuricea clavata is the source of this 1147-nucleotide messenger RNA. Lineage: Eukaryota; Metazoa; Cnidaria; Anthozoa; Malacalcyonacea; Plexauridae. The record is from the annotation of a GenBank genome assembly.